Molecule: messenger RNA, 1927 nt
Organism: Gambusia affinis (western mosquitofish)
Lineage: Eukaryota; Metazoa; Chordata; Actinopteri; Cyprinodontiformes; Poeciliidae
Product: high affinity cGMP-specific 3',5'-cyclic phosphodiesterase 9A
Exons: 14
Coding region: 412-1680 (422 amino acids)
Biological process (GO): cGMP catabolic process
Molecular function (GO): 3',5'-cyclic-GMP phosphodiesterase activity
Source: RefSeq, a predicted model, not a curated record
CGCUGCAGCAACAUGGCAUCCAAAACGAUUCACUUCACAGUGAACGGGAUCCCGGAGCGGGCCGAGUUCCCAGGAAACUGUCCGGCUCAGGAGGUCAAAGCUGGAAGCUCCACUCCCACCAUGUUUGACCAAACGGCUCAGAAGGAGGAACUUUAGUGAGUUCUUGUGAGAAGUGGGUGACAAAUGGACGGAUGACCUGCUUUUUCAGAUCUGUUUCGCUCGGCAGCCGAGGCCGGACCUCACGACAUCCUGAAACUCUACAACCCCAAAGGGAACAUCAUCAACAUCUGCCCCGGCCUGGAGCCCAACAGCCCCGCCUCCUGCUACAGGCUGGAGGUGGUAGCUGCCGACUGCAACAGCGAGCCGCUAGGCGCUGAGCUUGCUGGUGCACUCGGAUUUGAUCUGUCAUCCAUGGAGAAAAGACUGCAGGGCCUGGAGAAGAAGGUCCUGUUCGCAGCCGGAGAGACGCCUGCCGUCGUGCUGGAGAUGAAGAAACAGGUGGACUGUUUCCGGGAGAAGCUGGAGAGUGUCGAGCAUCUCAGCUGGCUGGGCUUCUACAAAGACCUCUCAGAGGGAACGCACCAGCCGUCACCGUUCUACCACAAGAGGAGUCUGCACAAGACCAGGGAGGAGGUGGAGCAUGUCCGCCAGAAGGUCCUGCAGAUGAGCUCCCUGGAGGUCUCAGAGGAACUGAGGCAGUACCUGAAGACCCCCACCUUCGAUAACUGGCAGUGGGAGGACGCAGAGAUCAUGGUUCUCCUGCAGGUCAUGUUCACAGACUUAGAUUUCAUCUCGUCAUUCAACAUUGAGCCUGAAGCUCUGCAGCACUUCCUGUUUGAGGUCUACAGAAGAUACAACAACAUCCCAUUUCACAACUUCCAGCACUGCUUCUGCGUCACCCAGAUGAUGUACGGGCUGAUCUGGCUGACCGACCUGAGGAAUAAACUGGAGAACAUCGACCUGCUCACCAUGAUGACCUCUGCGGUCUGCCACGACCUUGACCACACCGGAUACAACAAUGCCUACCAGAUAAACGCGCGGACCGAACUGGCUCUGCGCUACAACGACAUCUCUCCCCUGGAGAACCACCACUGUGCCGUGGCCUUUCAGAUCCUGCAGAGGAGAGAAAGCAACAUUUUCAGGAAUCUGUCCUCGGAUCAGUACAAACGGAUAAGAGAGGGAAUCAUCAAAUGCAUCCUGGCCACCGACAUGACGAGGCACAAUGAGAUUCUGCACAAGUUCAAGUCCGUCCUGCCUGCUUUCGACUUCACCAACAAGGAACACAAAGACCUGCUCAUGAUGAUCCUGAUCAAAGUGAGCGACAUUUCCAACGAAGCGCGGCCCCUGGAGGUGGCCGGGCCCUGGCUGGACUGCCUGUUACAGGAGUUCUUCAACCAGAGUGACGUGGAGAAGUUGGAGGGUCUUCCAGUCAGUCCCUUCAUGGACAGAGACAAAGUGACCAAACCUUCAUCUCAGAUCGGCUUCAUCAGGUUCGUCCUGCUGCCGCUCUUCAUGGAGCUGGCCGGCCUCUUCCCCUGCCUGGAGCAGCACAUCAUCGACCCGGUAAGGAAAGCCCUGGACUAUUACACCGAGAUGGACAGAGCUCUGGACAGGGAGCAACCCAAGACUGCAGCCAGAACCAGAGCAGAACCAGAGCAGAACCAGAGCAGAACCCAGUAAACCAGAGACGCCGUGACGGCCCGGCCUGAAGAACCGAACCGAGUUUCUGCACAUGGAUGUGAAUUUGAACCUUUAUUUCUUCUUCUGUGGUAUUGUAGGUAGGCCGUUUGCGCCUCUCAGCUGCUCUCCUUUGCUCCUGUUCAUUUAUCUAAAUAUGUCCCGUUUACUUGUAUUUUUACUAAGUUACUUUGUUCUCUUCUCUAUUGUUAUAAAUAAAUCUCUUCCAUAAAGGGAAUAUUUAAGUGAA